This is a messenger RNA of Cylicostephanus goldi, 297 nucleotides long. The record is from the annotation of a GenBank genome assembly. NCBI's taxonomy places the organism in Eukaryota, Metazoa, Nematoda, Chromadorea, Rhabditida, Strongylidae.
AUGAACUGGCGCUCACUAGUUGCAUUGAAAGGACUGAAUGCUUUCCGUUCAGGUAUCGACAUCAAAGAUGUUUCGCUCGUGUUAAACUACGAUAUGGCUAAAUCGAUAGAGGAUUAUACUCAUCGAAUUGGUCGAACAGAAAUCGAACCACCUGACGUCAUCGGUGAAGAUCCCAAAAUUAUGAUCCGUUGCGAAUCGACCAUCGCUCCAAAUAUCUUAGAGUAUUGUGCUGUUGAUACCCGCGAAAUGAUUGAGUUUACCUACGAAUUUAACUCAACAGCAAGCUGGCUCCGAUAG